AUGACUGAAUUGUUUGUUGUCACGUCGGAGUCAGAUGUGAGAUCGGCUGCGGAUUUGGCCAAGGAGAAGUAUGGCAAAGUGGACUUGGCUGUGAACUGUGCUGGGAUAGCUGUGGCUGUGAAAACAUACAACUUUAAAAAGGACCUUCCUCACAGCCUGGAGGGCUUCACUCGUGUUAUCACUGUGAACAUCGCUGGGAAGUUUAAUGUGAUCAGACUGGCUGUAGGGGAGAUGGGCAAGAAUGAGCCUGAUGCAGAUGGACACAGAGGCUGUAUCAUCAACACAGCCAGUGUUGCUGCUUAUGAUGUACAGGUGGGUCAGGCUGCAUACUCUGCCUCUAAAGGUGGGAUUGUGGGUAUGACACUUCCUAUUGAUCGGGACCUUGCACCACUGGGGAUCCGUGUGGUCACCAUCGCCCCAGGUCAGUGUCCCUGA
This is a messenger RNA of Sinocyclocheilus anshuiensis, 435 nucleotides long. RefSeq names its product 3-hydroxyacyl-CoA dehydrogenase type-2-like. Lineage: Eukaryota; Metazoa; Chordata; Actinopteri; Cypriniformes; Cyprinidae. Gene Ontology annotation, cellular component: mitochondrion. The record is from RefSeq and is a predicted model, not a curated record. Bases 1 to 435 code for a protein of 144 amino acids. Gene Ontology annotation, molecular function: estradiol 17-beta-dehydrogenase [NAD(P)+] activity. The transcript has 4 exons. Gene Ontology annotation, biological process: fatty acid metabolic process; androgen metabolic process; estrogen metabolic process.